GAAAAGACUCGCCAAUGAAAUCCCGUGUGCGUAAGUAGCGGCGCUACGGGCUGAAUUUGCAUACCGUCCCUAUAUAAGGAGCGCAGGGGCAAAGAUAGCCGAGUUAUUGUUUUGUACCCCAACGAAACCAUGCCUGAGCCAGCAAAGUCAGCCCCGAAGAAGGGAUCUAAGAAGGCCGUUACCAAGACGGCAGGCAAGGGAGGGAAGAAGCGUAAGAGGUCUAGGAAGGAGAGCUACGCCAUCUACGUGUACAAGGUGCUGAAGCAGGUGCAUCCCGAUACCGGUAUUUCUUCCAAGGCUAUGGGCAUCAUGAACUCUUUUGUCAACGACAUCUUUGAGCGCAUUGCUGGAGAGGCUUCCCGCCUGGCCCACUACAACAAGAGGUCAACCAUCACUUCCAGGGAGAUCCAGACUGCCGUGCGCCUCCUGCUCCCCGGUGAGCUGGCUAAGCACGCCGUGUCUGAGGGCACCAAGGCUGUCACCAAGUACACCAGCUCCAAGUAAAGCGUCUGUCGACGUUUCCCCCCCACCCAAAGGCUCUUUUAAGAGCCACCCACUUUCUCGCAAAGGAGCGGUGUCUUCUAUUUUCUCUUCUGUGUUUUAUCCUAUGUCAAAUACUUCAGGCUGCCUUUGGCAUGAUGGGCGCCGCGCAAAUAAAUUGUCUUUGAUUGCUA
Messenger RNA from Paramormyrops kingsleyae, 674 nucleotides. RefSeq names its product histone H2B. Gene Ontology annotation, molecular function: protein heterodimerization activity; structural constituent of chromatin; DNA binding. Lineage: Eukaryota; Metazoa; Chordata; Actinopteri; Osteoglossiformes; Mormyridae. Gene Ontology annotation, cellular component: nucleosome. The record is from RefSeq and is a predicted model, not a curated record.